Clonostachys byssicola is the source of this 1221-nucleotide messenger RNA. The record is from the annotation of a GenBank genome assembly. NCBI's taxonomy places the organism in Eukaryota, Fungi, Ascomycota, Sordariomycetes, Hypocreales, Bionectriaceae.
AUGUCAGAAGACGGACCACCUCUCUUUCGGCCCAUCCCACGGCGGCCUUUCCCGGUCAACAUCAACCUCACGACCGCAACACCACCAGAGGACUAUGAAGAUGACAGCACUGGGCUCCCCCCAUCCAAGUCGAACCUCGACCUUUUCAGAUCUCGUUUCCUCAAUGUAGGAUACAAAACGCCCACAGAAGCCGGCUCCUCCAUCAGCCGCCCUCCAUCAUAUAUGAACCUCACAUCCUCGACCCUCUAUGGCAUUUACUCGCCCACCACCACUUCUCGAGCUUUCCAUGACAGGGACGAGGAUGAUACUCCCUGGGGUACAGGGGCGCAGACCCCGAUCAGAAGACCCACCCUCGAUGAUGUGACGUACGAGCUCAUGAAGGAGAGAUCGCAUCUUGGCCGCAGACCAUCCGUCUACCGAACAGUUGACACUACGAUCCCCCAUGCCGCGACACCGGCCUCGGCGUCGCAUGCACCGAUCUCAACGACGAGGCGUGCUGCCUUGCUUCUCUCCCUCGGCGUUGGAUACGGCAUGGUCUUGACUCGAUUGCAGGACAACAGCCAGUGGCCCAGCCUCCCUGCAGGCAUGAUCCAGCCCAGACAGGACAUGUACUAUCUUGCUUUCUGGGGUAUUUCUGGUGUUGUCCUCGGAUCCCUCCUCCCCUGGAUCGACAAUGUGUGGGAAAGCACUUUUGGCCGUGAGGUGGAAGAUGAUGCGAGCACUGCCUCUUCAGCAGAGCCCGAUGCUUCGACGGACUGGACCCUGGUGAUGCGCGCGAUUGGGGCCUUUGUUGGUAUUGUUUUCGCUAUUCGCAAAUUGACUUGGACUUCAAGUCUUCAGGCGUCUCUCGCUCUCGCCCUCGUCAACCCGCUUCUGUGGUGGAUCAUUGAUCGCUCAAAGGCCGGCUUCAUGCUCUCCACGCUCGUUGCUGUGCUGGGCUCGGCUGUCUUCCUAGGCGUCAACCCGGACAUGAUGCCCGCCCCCUCGGGACUCUUCCACCCAGGCGCGGCUGCAAGCGCAGGAAACAGCAGCUACGCCAUCGAUUCCGAGCUCUACUCGGCUCUUAGCGGCAUCGCCAGCCAGGAAACCGUCGAGGCGGGUGUUUGGAUGCUGAGCGUACUGUUCUGCAGCAGCAUCUGCUUCGGCAACAUCGGCCGCCGCCUCGUGUCCGUGUCCGAGGGGACUGGUGUUGGCAAGGGCCGAUGGGCCGGUACGCAAUAA